AAUCCCACCUUUUAUUAACAUACAAGGUGUUGUCGUAAGCCGUGGUAGGGGACCGUCGUAAUACGCGUUAAAACAAUACUCGAGCUUCUUCAAAUGUGGAUUCAUUUGCGUCACGUUUGUAAGCUUCGCGGGCACUUUAGUUUUACGACAUUAAUCACGGAAUGUCAUUUAGCUUGAAUAUGUGCCGUUUAUACAUUGCAACGCGACUUUAUUAUUAAAUGUGAAUUUUUUUAAAAUUAAGCAUAUUUUUUUGGACAAUCCUGUGAAAUAAUAAUCUUUUAUAAAAGUAUUUCACAUAUUUAUGUUUAUCUUUGAAUGUGAACUUAUUCGAUUUAAUAAAUUAUGCAGCUUGUCUGUAAUCAACUGAAAAUGAGAAAAGGGAUAAGCGAAAUGAAAAUGAAGAAAUAGAGAGUAUAAGUUACUAUCUUCAUCCCAUAAAUUCAAGUUUUCAUUACUUUUCAUUCAGUGAAUCUUGAAUGGAUAAUGCGUACAUCUUCUAUCAGAGUUGACGGAAUGUUGUUGAUACUAUUGUUAUCUUUUUGUGCAAUUACUAUUCAUGGGUUUAUUUUACAACAAGCUCUAAAUAUUGCUGGAUGCCUAGCGGCAUGUAGAAAUGAAUCAUGCCGAAAUAGUUGUCCACAACCCACGGAUGGAUUAGAGCCUUAUCCAGGAAUAAACGAGAAAACUGGCGCAAACGUCAGUUUGCACUGCAGAGGAACGAACACGCUAAUAAUUAAAUACACUCCUGGGAUCUAUGUUAUUGAACAAAGUAUUUCCAUUGAUACCUGGGGUGUACCUAUAGUGAGCAACGGUGGAUUAUCGAUAUUUUCGAAUUUGACAACGGGUACGCUUUAUCGUUAUCGUUUACGCAGGCUAACACAGUAUGGUGUUUCAUUAGCCGAAACGUCGGAUUGGUUUUCAACUUAUGCAGUUGAUUAUCAACCACGCGAAGUUGAUUAUAUUUCACUUUUGAAAAUCGAAGAAGAAAGAAAAAAUGUAUAUAAAUUGCAAGCGGAAAUUAUUUUUGAGCCUGCUGAAGAUCGAAGCUGCAAUUAUAAUAUAUUAUUUUGGUCCGGAGAACAUAACUUGAUCAAUUUCGAUUUAAAAAAGUCUUUAGAUUUCCGCUUUUUUCUCAGACGCUUACAAUACGAGGAAAACAAUACUGUAUCAAUUCGAUCGGGUAAUGAUAAUUUCUCGAAAAUCAGUAAUGCAACGAUAUUUACUUUUAUCACGCCAUCGUGCUUGGAAAUUCAUCGCAAUUUAAGCACCUGCGCACCUGAAAAGGUGAAAGGUUUACGAGCAAAAUAUGUUCGAAAACAUCAAGGAUUAUACGACAUCGCAGUCAGCUGGAACAAACCCAUUUUACAACCAGACAAUUACACAUUACAGUUUGAAUCGUUUCGAUACGAACCCUAUCUGUUGACUGUAUCUGGAGACGCACUCGAAGCUUUCUUCUUGAAUGUCCAAGUAGGACCGCAAUAUGAAAUCAGUAUCGUGGCAGAAUCAACGGGUGGUGUAAGUUUAUUGUCAACUAUAACAGGGAACAUCGAUGAAGUAGUAGAGUUACCUUAUCGCGAGAUUAUCAUAGCAUUACCGACAUUAAUUAUCAUUACGGUAGUGUUUGGGGUAAUUUGUAUGCAGCAUUGUAACAAGAAGAAUAAACAGAUUAAUAUGGAAUAUAUGCAUUUUGAGGAUUCUAUAGAUUCUCUAAAAAAACCUUUAAAGCGAGAUUAUGCGGUCGAAAAUGGAGACACUCUUUUGCCAUACGAUAAAUUUGAACUUAAUCCACAAAAGCUGAAACUUAAAGGUGUAUUGGGCACUGGUGCGUACGGUAUUGUCAGGCUUGCCUCGUUGCACGAUGAAUUCGAUGCUGUCACAGAUGUUGCUGUCAAAAUGAUGAAAGAUGAUCCAACGAUAGAGGAUAUAAAAAGCUUUCAUCAAGAAAUUUCAAUGAUGAGGUCCGCUGGUCAGCAUCCGAACAUAGUAUCUUUAAUCGGAUACUGCACUUUGUAUAAUAAACCUUUACUAGUAGUGGAAUACUGCAGUAAGGGAGAUCUACAAACGUAUUUAAGAACGGUUUGGCAGAAUUUAGUAAAUGCAGUAUUCGAACAUAGGACUCAUUUGAAAUUUGAACCGCUGUCCCUUGCCAAUAAAGGCACACAUCAAGGAAAGAACGGAUUUUUCUGUGAGAACACACGCACAAUCACUAAUCAUUUAUAUGAUAUCCAGCAAGAUGUAAUAAAAUAUACAGAAAAUAUUACUUCCGCUGAUUUACUGAAUUUCGCUAGACAAGUAGCUACAGGAAUGGAAUUUUUAUCUUCCAAUCGGAUAGUACAUCGUGAUUUGGCUGCUCGUAAUGUAUUAGUGCGACCGGAUAGAGUAGUGAAAAUUUCAGAUUUUGGUCUCAGUCGUGAUAUCUAUCAAGAAAAUGUUUAUCGAAAGAAAGGUAAUGGCAAAUUACCUUUGAAAUGGAUGGCAAUUGAGGCUUUGACGCAUCAAAUAUAUACUACUUAUAGCGAUGUAUGGGCUUUUGGCAUUCUAUUGUGGGAAAUAGUCACUUUAGGUGCCAUGCCAUAUCCUGGAACUCCCACAAAUAGAAUUUUGCAACUUCUUAAAUCUGGAUACCGGAUGGAAAGACCACCAAAUUGCGGUAGAGAAUUAUAUAAUAUAAUGUAUUCGUGUUGGAAUCUGAGGCCGCAAAGUAGACCGACUUUUACUGAAUUGAAACAAAGUUUAGACAAAUUGCUCAGUAAUUAUUCGGAAAAUAAAUACUUAAAUCUGUAUGAGAUUCUACAAGAAUCAACUGAUGAAAUUAACGGGCCAAAAUCGCUCAAUACUACAUGUUAAAUAAA
Cataglyphis hispanica is the source of this 2852-nucleotide messenger RNA. RefSeq names its product tyrosine-protein kinase receptor torso-like. The record is from RefSeq and is a predicted model, not a curated record. Gene Ontology annotation, cellular component: signaling receptor complex. The transcript is spliced from 18 exons. Gene Ontology annotation, molecular function: protein binding; ATP binding; transmembrane receptor protein tyrosine kinase activity. The coding region runs from base 484 to 2847 and encodes 787 amino acids. Gene Ontology annotation, biological process: positive regulation of kinase activity; cell surface receptor protein tyrosine kinase signaling pathway; multicellular organism development. Lineage: Eukaryota; Metazoa; Arthropoda; Insecta; Hymenoptera; Formicidae.